Bacidia gigantensis is the source of this 1653-nucleotide messenger RNA. RefSeq lists its product as uncharacterized. NCBI's taxonomy places the organism in Eukaryota, Fungi, Ascomycota, Lecanoromycetes, Lecanorales, Ramalinaceae. The record is from RefSeq and is a predicted model, not a curated record. The coding region runs from base 1 to 1653 and encodes 550 amino acids. The transcript has 3 exons.
AUGCGGCCCCAAGAGGUUCCUUCAAUUCAGAAUUUGUACAAUGUCAUCUCCGACGACAAACACAAUCCCGAAUCAACAGCCGAAAAUCAAUUGGACUUCGGAUCAGGAAGCACAAGGAAUACGCAAUUACGUACGAGAGACGCAACCUCGACUCCUUUGAAUGAGCGUGACUGGAUCCAGGGGGACGUAGAAACGUCUGCCAUACUGGCCAUGUUAUGUCCCAAUGAGUAUCAAGAACAACUCUUGGCAAAUUUCAUACAUUCUCUGUCGACCCCCGUGACGCUGAAUACAUUCAAGAGCCACGGCGUCUGGCUGGCCGAGGUCGCCGAGCAGGGCAUUCGAUCAGCAUCUUUGCAAUGGUCGAUUCGCGCCCUUGUGAUCAGUCAUCUGGGGCGGCAGGCGUGCGAUGCUGCAUUGAUUCAAAACUCGAGGACUGUCUAUGGAAAGGCCUUACAGAGGUUGAAUCGUGAUCUACAGGAUAGAGAGCAAGCCCUCAGCUCUGACGACACCCUCAGUGCUUGCAUGCUCCUGACCUUCUAUGAAGUAUACAAUUGUACAGAUUCCAACUCUUGGUUGAGCCACGCUGGAGGCGCAGGAAACCUGAUUCGCCUACGUGGUCCUGAUAGACACCGUUCUGGCCACGGAAAGUCCGUAUUUCUCGCCUUCCGCUACUUCCUGGUCAUGGAGGCUUUUCAUUAUCGGAAAGCCUGUUUUCUGAAUACGCCAGAAUGGCGGAAACUGUGUUGGGACAUCUACGAGACUUCGCCAAAAGGGCCCUUCUACCGGGCCAACGAAGAGUACUUUCAAGAGUUUGUUGCCACUCCAAACUAUGUGGUCAGAGCUCUUCGGGUCGUUUCAGCAAAAGAUCCGUCUACGGAUGAUCUCCAAGCUGCCCUGCGCAAAGGUCAAGGGCAUCGUGAACGAUUCAAGGCGAUCAAAUCACGUAUGGAUGCGCAGUUCCCAAAGCUUGGUCUUGCGCCGAACCUCGUACCCUCUGCUCAUAAAGACGAGCUAUUUCCGGAAAUUUGGCAAUACCCUGAUGUCCAUGUCGCUAGCAUCUUUACCGGAUACUGUGCGAUGAUGUGCUUACUCAAUGUCUCUCUUAUGGGUCUAGAGGCUAAAAUAAAACGGCUUUAUACCGAAGCACAUCACGCGCCAGUAGGUGUGGCUGACAUAGUGGAGCACUACGUUCUACAAGACGGGACUGUAAUUCGGCCACCUCGAGCGCCUCGACCCUUGUGGGAUGCAGCCGCUCAAGUUGACGAGCAUCCUUACAGGGCUGAAAGCAUUGAUCUGGCAAGAGACGUUUGCAAAUCAAGCGAAUGGAUGUCAAAUCAGCCAUUCCUCGCCCCCCUGUUUCUUCUACUAAGCCUACGAUUGACGUUGAGGAUUUUGCCCCUCCAAGUCGAGCGACAAUGGGUCAUCGACAUGUUGCUCCGGAUCAGCGCGAAGAUGCAGCUUGCGAAGAGCGUGAUUGAGGACUUCGAGUCUUUUUCUCCAGACGCCGAACUUCCAGCAGGGAUAGCUCUUGUAACGGAAGUGGAGAAGGCCAGGGCAGAACGAGACGUGAAAGACACUCAUACGCACCACUCUAGGUCACGUUCAAUUCCUUCAAGACUCAAAGACGCCAAUCCGAGAUCAGAAGCAGCGUAG